Molecule: messenger RNA, 306 nt
Organism: Helobdella robusta
Lineage: Eukaryota; Metazoa; Annelida; Clitellata; Rhynchobdellida; Glossiphoniidae
Exons: 2
Coding region: 1-306 (101 amino acids)
Source: RefSeq, a predicted model, not a curated record
AUGAGCAAACUGUUUGAAACCACCAUAAUCAGAUUAGCGUUAAUAGUUUUGAAUCUGCGGUUAGACUCCGUAACUGACUGCAUGAAAGAACAGUACUUGGCGCCAGCGUGUCCGAGUGUCAACAGCAGGUUUGGAGCUCUUCAGCCGGGGGGUAAUGACAGAGAUGGGGUUUCAUCUCAAUGCGAAAACCACCUCACCGUCAAGCCGCAAAUUGCAAAAACUCGCCGUUGGGAACUCCUGAAUCUGCGUCACACUAAACAUUUAGAAAAUUUGAAAAUGAAAACAAAGUUCAUGUACGAAAAAUAA